Molecule: messenger RNA, 1198 nt
Organism: Didymodactylos carnosus
Lineage: Eukaryota; Metazoa; Rotifera; Eurotatoria; Philodinida; Philodinidae
Source: the annotation of a GenBank genome assembly
AUGGCAACUGUAAUUUCCAGUCAUUUUCCCACAGAGCUGCUUUUGAUACUCGAACGAGCAAUAGAAGCUCCUCGUUGGGUAGUAAAAGUAUGUCCUGGUGACGAAUUGGAAAAAUGUCUUCAAUCAACUAUAAAUCUUAUCAAAGUCGGUCACAUCGCGGAAUUAGACACGUCUUGUAAACGUUUUCUAGAAGUCUAUAUACCUAAUGCAUUUAGAAAAAUACAGUAUGAUUAUGCAGUGGACACAUGGUCAGAAAGUAUACAAAAUGAUAUUUAUGAAACUUUAAAAUUGUUCAUAGAUCUUGUGGCCAUUCGUUUAUCAUAUUCACCACCAGUACCAGUACAAUUACUAGAAACUUUAUCCAUGAUAUUUGAUUGUAAUAAUAGAUUUCAAAUUAAACACAAACGGAAACCGUAUGAUUACGAAGAAUUUGAAAAUAAAUUUGACUAUGAAACAAUAUUAACAUGUCAGCCAUUGGCAGAGGAAAACAGCUACGGUUGGUUACGUUCAUUAAUUAAUCGAUUUAUAGUCAACGAUGGCAUUAAAAAUAUAAUAAAGCAAUUUAAUAAUCAUUCUUUGACCGCUAAGGUAAGAGUCGACUUGGAACACCUACCGCGAUACUUUUAUAAAAUGCAUCAAUCUAUCUUUUCUAAUGUUCGGCAGCUAUAAACAGAUCAUUUCGGAUUGAUUUUGAUAAAGUUAAGAAUCGAACAAUCUAUUACAGCUAUCCCUACGACCUUUUUAAAUCAAAGUAAGAAAGCUGAUGUAAUAGUUAUCUAAGCGUGUAAGACAAGAAAAUUUCAACUGCAAAAAAUAGUCCAACGUGUUUCUCGCGCGAAACCAAUUUUGAUAAGAAUAGGCGCUCGACAAAAUGAGCUACCUCUCUCGUAAACCUAUCUCCUCCCUGGUUUUGAAAGUUUUCUCCGAUCGUCAUAUGCCAUUCGAAUCAGCAUUUAAAGGCGAACAAAAGUAUGCAUCGCUUUUUCCAGAAAUUUAUUUCAUUCCUGAGAAAGUAUAUUCUUUCUGAAUCAGGAACGAAAAAAUCGGAAUUCUGCCUGUAGUUCUCUAUUUUCUCCAUCAGAACUCGUUUUUUAUGCAAUAAAACUAUCAUAUUCGGAGUUUACGUCGUAAACCGAAUCGAAUGAUAUAUGUUUCAAAAUUUGGCGAAAAUCUCAGUAAUUCUUGGACGUGAAAAUUC